AUGCACCGGGGGAGCCAACUUGACGUAGAUCGGUACAGUGUUGUAAAGCACCUUGGAAGUGGGGGAUUUGGUGAUGCAUUCCUUGUAAAGGAUGCUAACGAUGGCAUGGAGUAUGUGCUGAAGUGUUCAAAAACUGUUGGCAGUAAUGACACACUGUUGUCCGAGGCACAGAAUCUCUUGCUCACAACAUGUGACCAUGUUGUGCACUGUUUUGGUGUUUGGUUGGAACCUAUGGGUAACAGGUGCUGUAUGCUACUUGAAUACUGUGAUGGGGGGGACUUGGAGGAUUACCUAAGUUACUCCUUUCCCCUGACAGAAUCGGAGCUUGUUUCAAUAUUUGCGCAGCUGCUAUUGGGUCUGGAUCACAUCCAUCUUAAGCAUCUUAUACAUAGGGAUAUCAAAUUGCAGAACUUGAUGCUACACCGUUCUACGGGAGUUGUGAAGAUUGGUGAUUUCGGCAUGAGCAAAGCUCUUCGCUUUACGGACGAGGUCUCUUCCACAAGGCUUGGCACCCCUCUUUACACUUCACCAGAGGUUCUAAAAGGCCUUGGAUAUACAAGAAAAACAGAUGUAUGGAGCAUGGGUGUGGCGUUCUACCGUUUGAUGACCAACAGACUUCCGUUCCCAGCUUCCAAUGUGGAGGAGAUGUAUGAAAGCUAUAGGACCACCCGGCCCGUGCACCCUUGCCGAGUGCACAACGAAUAUUCCGAACCGCUUGGUGAUUUGGUAAUGAAGAUGCUGACUAAGAGUAGAAGGAAACGGCCGAAUGCGCGUGAGCUGCUUGCUCUUCCACUGUUUACGGAAACACUUAGUGCGCGUCCAUGGCAUCCGCCCCAUCUUCGCGGAUCAAACUACUUGUUUUCGUGUCGUCCAAUGACCAACAUCAAUAUCCGGAGUCUUCCUUCCUUGGCUGCUGAGCGGGUUGGCGAGGUUUCGUAUGGUGAUCAGGUUCUUGUAAGUGAAGAAGAGGUGAGCAGUGAGGGUAUGAUGUGGUACAGGGUUCUUUAUCCCCUGGAAGGAUACUGCAUUACAACUACAGAUGGUCAUCAGUUAUUUCAGCGGGUUAGUGACCCUGCGCGUUUUCCCCCGAUUUCGUCCCUAGAGUGA
Messenger RNA from Trypanosoma brucei brucei TREU927, 1107 nucleotides. Its product is annotated as protein kinase, putative. The transcript has a single exon. Gene Ontology annotation, molecular function: protein kinase activity; ATP binding. The coding region runs from base 1 to 1107 and encodes 368 amino acids. Gene Ontology annotation, biological process: protein phosphorylation. Lineage: Eukaryota; Euglenozoa; Kinetoplastea; Trypanosomatida; Trypanosomatidae. The record is from RefSeq and is a predicted model, not a curated record.